CUUUUACACCGACUAACAAUACAAGAUUGGCCGUUCAAGGCAGCGUUGCAAUGACUUAUAUUGUCGCUUUCCACUCCAGGAUUAGAUGGGGGCCAACGAGGGGCGUGCUGUUUGAGCAAGGCUUCUAGAGGAAGCUCGUUUCAUUUUGUCCUUCUCUAGAUAUUUCUUAUCGAAACCGCGCGAUCUGGGUCCACGUGCGUAUCUCUCGAGCGAGCUGGAGUCACCCGGCGGUAUGCAAGCAAAUGCGCUCUGCAUAUCUGAGAUUCACCAGGCAAAACGAUGCUCACUUUUCACUCUGCGAUCUUCCAUCUCCGCGCGUCACCUCACCACAGCCAUACCCGCACUUCUCAACCCGGACAACGGUUUACAGGCCAAUCCGACAUUAACCCAACUCACAAGUUUAUAGGUUAGCAAGUCUCCUUUGGUUCCAUUUCGUCUUGCAUCUAGCUGUCGCAUGGACUACUACCGUUGCCCAAUCGAAGAAUUAUACCGGGAGACCCGACGGCGCGGCCACACAUCUCUUGGAACUUGCGAUGAGCUCAGUGAAGAUCUUGAGAAAGACGACAGAUUACGAGAAGCAGACGCGACGACAGUCAAGACAGAGAGUCCAAUACCUCUCAUAUCUUCCAUACCACAAGAGGCCUACCUAUCACAAACAGCUGGAUUUGUGGUGGAUGCUGCUGGGAAUCUACAGUCAGGACAAUCGACACCGGCGAACUUAUUGAUCAACCAAAAGAUUGUUCACUGGACCAUGAAUACCUUCUUUCCCUCUCUCCAGUUGUUUUUCGAAUCUGGUCUCUCAUGUACCGUCGACUGUGGCAAGUUGCCCGAUGCGAUCCUCGGCCUAGACCAGAAUCUCCGCUUUCGCCUUACGGAUUGUACACAUGAAGAGAAUGGUCGACUCACUAGGACCACACUGCCGGAAAAGUUCGCGCGCACAGGCGCUGCCAUUGAAAUCAACUCAGCGGUGAUCGCACAAAGGACCAGUAUCGCGAUCAAGCCAGGAGCCCACAGAAGUGAUGGACGAUUACCGAACACGUCCACGGUCACCAUUGUCGAAGAAGUCCACACCGUCGUGGGGUUGAGACUGGAGGGCAUGAAUGAGAUGGGCUACAUUUGGGCCAAGACCAUGACGCCUCUGGAGGAGAGGAAAGACAGAACAUGGGGCGAUGUGAGAGUUGGUAACCUGAAAGAGGACGUGCCGGUUCCCUUCCUUGGAUUUCCUCAGAGAGUCACCAAAGCUGGAGCCAAAGCAAUAGUUGUGAUAAAGAAGAGCAUGAUAGGUAGGUCGGAGAAUGUUGACGAACAAGCGGAAUGCGGAUUCUAG
Dothidotthia symphoricarpi CBS 119687 is the source of this 1327-nucleotide messenger RNA. RefSeq lists its product as uncharacterized. The record is from RefSeq and is a predicted model, not a curated record. Lineage: Eukaryota; Fungi; Ascomycota; Dothideomycetes; Pleosporales; Dothidotthiaceae. The coding region runs from base 455 to 1327 and encodes 290 amino acids. The transcript is spliced from 2 exons.